GCCGGGCAGGUAGAGGAAAGCGCCGCUUUUGGCAGCCGCCCCUCGCCUUUUACAGCCACGGCGGCGGCGGCAGGGCGGGGCGCGGCUGCUUGACCCCCGGCAGGCAGGCAGAAGGUGCUGAGCAGAGGAAGAAGCAGCCGCUCCCCUCCGCUGGCCGCUUCCAGGUGGGGAUGCUCGGGGACAAGAUGCAGAAGCGCAUGGUCUCUUCCAUCUUCAUCAUCCUUGCGCCGCCCCAGAAGGGCUGCGGGGGUCCUGCGAAGGCCCCGCUGUUCCUUCCCACCGAGAAGCCGGUCCCUCAUCAAGAGGGGAGGGGGCCCAGCGGAGCUCCUGGUGCAGGUUCCGUUGCCCUUCCACCUCCUGUUGACCCUCCUCAGCCUGUGGAGGCUUCCCUGGGGUCUCUGCAGCCCGCUGCCCUCCGGGUGGAGACCCUGGGCCCCGAUCUACAGACGGGAGCUGUCGCCUUGCCUUCCUCCCUGCAGACUUCUGAAGUGGAAGAGACUCUCGGCUGGACAGAUGGACGGGCAGAGGAAGAGGAGGAGGCUGCUGCCCCAGGUAUCUGCGCUUUCUGCCACAAGGGCAUUCCGCCCGAUGCUCCUGCAUUGGAGGCCAUGAGGAAGCAGUACCACGUCAAAUGCUUCACCUGCCGUGCGUGUCACAGCAGCCUUGCCGGACAGAGCUAUUAUCAGAAAGAGGGCCGGCCGCUAUGCGUGGCCUGCUAUCAGAAAACCCUGGAGAAAUGCGAUGCCUGCCAUGCCGUCAUCCUCAGUGAGAUCGUAUGGGCCGCGGGAAAGGGCUACCACCCAGAAUGCUUCACCUGCGUGGCCUGCAGCCAACCGAUCGGCAGCGACGCCUUUGCCGUGGAUGAUGAUCAGCGGGCGCUUUGCCUUCCAGACUUCUACCGGAGGUUUGCUUCCGUCUGCGGGGUCUGUGAGGAGCCCAUCAUCCCGCAGGACGGGAGGGAUGCCUACCGGAUCGAGUGUCUGGGCAGAAGCUUCCACGAGGACUGCUAUCGGUGUGAGAAGUGUCAGGUCUUGCUGUCCCUGGAGCCCACUGAGGACGGGUGUUACCCUCUUGGCAGCCGCCUCCUUUGCCAAGCCUGCCACGUCUGGCAGACCCAGGGUUCUCUCGCAGAAGAGACGGAUGCCGAUCGCUCUCGCAAUUGUGGCCAGGAGGGUUAGCCCAGCACUCCAGCUGCCUCUUCUUUCCCUUGUUCUGCCUGUGAGCCUUUUUCCAAUUUUUUUUUCCUCUAGGGACUGAGAGCAGCACUCUUGUUGAACGAGAUGUGCCUCUCUCCCACCAGACCAAAGAUACCAUGUUCCUUACCCCCGCUUAUGUGUGCUGGCUAGGGGCAGUGCUCUGUGCUGCGGGAGGUGCUGCAGGAUCCUCGGUUGGGAUUCAGCCUCUUACCCAGGCAAAGGGAGGAUGGGCUCGGGGUGCUUAGUAGUCCAUUUUUGGGAGACGUAGAGCGAGCAAGCGGCCAUACGAGUUCAGGAGGGAAGCCUUGGCAGGCAUGUCCCUAGCUGGCCCUGCCAGCUUCUGUUCUGACCGAGGCUUCCCAAGAGCCUGAAGCAAACUCCUUGUCCCUACAAAAAUCCCUUUU
Molecule: messenger RNA, 1600 nt
Organism: Thamnophis elegans (Western terrestrial garter snake)
Lineage: Eukaryota; Metazoa; Chordata; Lepidosauria; Squamata; Natricidae
Gene: FBLIM1
Product: filamin binding LIM protein 1
Exons: 8
Coding region: 171-1178 (335 amino acids)
Biological process (GO): cell-cell adhesion
Cellular component (GO): focal adhesion; stress fiber
Molecular function (GO): filamin binding
Source: RefSeq, a predicted model, not a curated record